UAAAAAAAGAAAACAAAUUGACAUAUCUACAAUCAACACACAAUUACAGAAUUAGUAGAGACGAAGUAACCGGGGAGAGGGAAGUCUGAGCUUCCAUGCUUUAGGCUGCUGCCCCCGCUACCCGACCUCGGAUAAUCGGAAGAAGAUGGAUGGAUGGAUACAAAAAAUUUGGAAAGUAACCGUAAUCACUGAAAUUGAGGGGACUUUAUCAGAAGAUGUGGCUCAAGCGUGUCAGGACACUUAGACACCUAAAGAGGGUAGUAUUGUGCAGCCGAGCUCUCUCUAGCGGAAAUUAACAAAAAAAAGUCAAACUGUCAUGUGACUAUCAACAUGGCUGCCAAGCUAACAAGCGAACAUUUCGACAACUUGCAGCUUCUUCUUAAGGCUCCGUCCAAAGAUGCCGUGAAGGACGUUUGCAUGGCAAGUUAUCGAGGUCUUAAUCGCCAAUUGACUCAGAGCACAGCUGCCACGCUCUCCAUCCCUGAAGCUCAGGCUGCACAGAUCCUCCAUCUUUUCCCUGAGGCAUUCCACUCCAGCCUGAGGAACCUGCUUACCAAGAUCCUUCUGGAGAACAGUGCGGCAUGGAAAACAGAAGCCGUCAGUAAUCAGAUCUCGCUCCCACAGCUGAAGGAACUGGACUGGAGGGUGGACAUGGUGACAAGUUCAGACUCUGUCAGUCGCAUGUGCGUCCCGACCUGCCUGGUCCAGUUCAAGACAGAGGAUCUGUGUCCCUCUGGGGGUCGUCAGUCUGUUGCCGUGGAAACAGUGGAGCUGAGCAGAGAGACUGUGGACACCAUGCUGGACGGACUAGGACGCAUCCGGGACCAACUGUCUGUGGUCGCUGGAAAAUGAAAGCUUCGUGAGAGACUGGCUGCCUCGGAUGUUGACAUCAUCAAUGUGGUCGAGCCUUAUGUUGACUAAUGCAAAAUAACUACUGUAUUUUCAGUUUUUUUAUUAUUACAAUUGCAUUAUGAAUUAUAUAAAUAACUAUUCUGUAAUUCAUAAUGAAACAUUAAAUUGUCAUAUUUUUUUCCAUUA
Messenger RNA from Dunckerocampus dactyliophorus (ringed pipefish), 1038 nucleotides. RefSeq names its product COMM domain containing 9 (gene commd9). The record is from RefSeq and is a predicted model, not a curated record. Lineage: Eukaryota; Metazoa; Chordata; Actinopteri; Syngnathiformes; Syngnathidae. The transcript has 6 exons. The coding region runs from base 331 to 852 and encodes 173 amino acids.